UAAUUAAAAAAAAAAACCAAAUCUGCGGAGGAGACGUUAAACAGAGUACUCACAGAGAAGAAUGUGGACGAAAGGAGAGUUAGUGUGGGUGAGAUUAAACCCUUCAGAUUCAUGGAUUCCGGGUCGGAUCCUUGAUCCGUCCGAACCGUUUGGAAUCCUCGUUUCCUUCUUCGACCUGAUGGAACCACGCUACGUUCCAAAACCCUGUCUCCGAAGCUUCGAUCGCGAUUUCGAAACUCUGGUUGCAGAUUCAUGGAGGUUCCGCCGCUUCGUGAACAGAGCUCUGAAAACGCACUUCUGGAACAUCUCCUUUGGGCUGUGGUGUUCUUGCCAAUCGCCGAUCGAUUCGCCGUACUUGGACAGAGAAAUCUCACUCCCUUUGUCUCCUCUUAGUUCGGACUCGGCUCUGAGUUUUGUUCGAGAGAUAGCCGUUUCGCGGCGAGUGCCUCUUCGGAUAUUAGCUGAGACCAACAGUUCCACCGCUCAGAUCCUUAGCUUUAAGCGUUACGCUGUUGAUUUCAAUCGCUCUGAAUCUUUUUAUGAACAAGUUAUAGAAAGUGCAAAGCUAAUGGAUCGCGCAGAAGAACCACAUUGGUAUCUCGAUCCCUCCAACAAGAUAGACUGCAUCGACGACAUGGUUUCUAUGUUUCCUGAGACAGAAGAUGCUGACGUAGACAACAGCAGUGAUUUGAGUCUAAGAGAUCCGUUGCCCAAGGAUAUCCAUUGCUAUUCUGUUGAUACAGUAGUUCAGACUUGGAAUACGAGGAGCCCUGUGAUCAGCUCUGAUUCUAGCGUGAUGAAAGCUUGUGCAACCAUGGCGCGGACAUCUAAUCAAGAGGAGGCAGCACACUCGCUGAAGAGCAGAGAACGCUGUCAAGUUGAGCAGAGUAUUUGCUUACUGAAUUCAGAAUCUCGUGUUGUAGAUAUAAUAGAGGAAGACACCACUCUUGCUGCCCAAAGAGAAGCACCUCCUGAAGUCAUGAUUGAAACGCAUGAUGACAUCACUGGUUCAGAUGAUAGAACUAUGACAUCCGCAAAACAGUUGUCACCCUUGCUUGAUGCGAGUAACAGCAAGGCUUUUCUGGCAAAGCCUGUUUCUUUUGUUGUUUUGGAAGCCUGCAAGAAUCUAGCUUGUUCAGUGGAAGAUUCAUCUGCUAACCCAAGAAGCAAGCUUGAUAGAUCUGUGAUGAGUGGCAAUACCCUGGACGAGGACCAAUCAGAUAGGAAUCAUUCCAAUGGAACACGUGACAACUGCCCUGACGAUGCAUUAGAGUCCCAUCUGAACGCAGGGCAGGUUUCUCUACAUAUUACUGGCCCUUCAAACAAAGAGUUCCGUUCUGAUGAUGUAGGCAUUGCACCUGUGGAGCAGUUACAUGACUUGGAAGUUGCAACAACUGUCAAAAACCAGACCAGUGCAGUUGAUAAUAUCAGAUCCACUGGGGCCAAAAGGAAAGCGAGUCGAGACAAAGCAUCUGGUAACUCCAAGAGAAGGAAGAAAGGAUCCCAACAAUCCAUUUCUGCUGAUAACCUACAGCUGUUGAAAGAUAAGCGUUUUGCUGAUCCAAAAUGCUUGCGAAUGAAAUUCUUGAGUACACAUGUGAAUCUCCCAUCCAAAUCAGAGCUGUUGAAGAGAUUCAGCGUGUUUGGGAAAAUAGAUGCUUUGAAAACUGAUGUAAACCCAGGGGGAAGGUCUGCGAAAGUAGUGUUCCUGCAGAGCAUAGACGCAGUGACAGCUUAUCAAUUUGCAAGAAGCAAAAAGUUUAAGCUAGGACGCUCUAAGGUAGUGUAUCGGCUCGAUGCCUCUGAGGGAGACACUGAAGUAAACAAAGCUCCUUUGUCUCGGAAGCCUCAACAGUCUGUUCCAUCACCAAGAUCAUGUCUUAAGAAACAUGGUUCGGUAGAUAAAGAAGAGGAGAGAAGUCAUCUCAAGGUGAAAUUCGAAACGACCAACACAUGAAGACCGUCAUUAAACUAGUUUUGUGCAUAACUUGUCCUCUUGUAUUAGUAGCAAAGGCCUAUACCUUACGUAGAACUUGCAAGUCUUUUUUUUUUUUUUUGCGCUGAAGGUUGUAUUUUCAUGCGAGAGACGACGUAGUUUACACAUGAAUAUAUAAAAUAGCUUU
This is a messenger RNA of Brassica oleracea var. oleracea, 2123 nucleotides long. RefSeq lists its product as uncharacterized. The transcript is spliced from 2 exons. The coding region runs from base 62 to 1957 and encodes 631 amino acids. The record is from RefSeq and is a predicted model, not a curated record. Lineage: Eukaryota; Viridiplantae; Streptophyta; Magnoliopsida; Brassicales; Brassicaceae.